CCACAGUAACCACAGUAGACAGAACACGCACAAAUAUGCUCACCUGUCACAACUCCUGUAAUAGGUUUUUGUGGAUUUCAGAGAGCAGAGGUCAUCAGCUACAAGGCUGGUACACAAGCAGUAGUGAGGACUCUCAAUCAGGCAUAUCUGCCAGUAGCAUGGACCGCCAUUGUCCUGUAUGUUUACACGUAGCCAUUUUUCCUGUGGAGACAAACUGUGGGCAUCUAUUCUGUGCUCCUUGUCUUAUAUUGUAUUGGAAACACAGCUGCUGUUUAGAGGCUAUCAGCUGUCCUUUGUGCAGACAAAAGGUGAAUGUCAUGUAUCAGCUGUUCCAUGAGAGCAGAUCAGACAGGAAAGAGCAAGAGGUAUUGGGCCAUGUUAGAGACUACAAUAAACGCUAUUCUGGAGCACCACGACAAAUAAGUGACUACCUUUUUGAUGCUCCUUUCUUCCUGCUGCUUUUGUUCCGGGCUUUGGGAAACCUAGGAGGUUUGGUGUCGCUCUUCCUGCUAAGAGUGGCACUGUGUGGAUUCGGGGCAGCUGCAUCCUUUGUGUCUCCAUUAGAGAAUAUGCCUGGACACUUCAGCGGGGCAUUGGGGCUUUUAGAUGACCUAGUGGUAGUCUUCCUCCUCCUCAUCGCUAUCAUUAAUAUCCACCAGCAGAUGGUGCCAGAGAGGACAACCAGGCCACACACAGUAGAACAUGGAAUCCUGUCAGACAUGUUGUAAAAUGGAAGGCAAAGGAUACUGGAAAGCUGAGAAGCACCAUGAGGAGACAUAAAAACAGGGGAUUACCUGCAUCCUCUUUAUCAGACUUUAGCACCCAGCAAACAUAGUGAACAGGGUGGAUGUCAAUUUUUAAGCAGAAAAAAACUCUAUGAGCGGCUAGGAUGCCUUUAUUAGUAUUAAACAUGGGUCUCAAAAGAGUAACUCUUAAAGGCUUCCUAAUCCUGCUUGCUGUUGUCACUGAAUGAUGCUUAAAGGUGUAGGACUGUGAAUAUAAAAACCGUCCUUAUCAAUUUACUCCUAGUGCAUGCACACUUAGUGACGGUCUUAUGUGUGAUAGCUGUUUAUAAUCCUCAUUUUCCUCACUGAUACACUUCUGAUGUAAUAUAAUAAAGUAUUUUUAUAUUUUC
Molecule: messenger RNA, 1135 nt
Organism: Ictalurus furcatus (blue catfish)
Lineage: Eukaryota; Metazoa; Chordata; Actinopteri; Siluriformes; Ictaluridae
Product: RING-HC_RNF170 domain-containing protein
Exons: 6
Coding region: 36-728 (230 amino acids)
Molecular function (GO): ubiquitin protein ligase activity; metal ion binding
Source: RefSeq, a predicted model, not a curated record